Molecule: messenger RNA, 3922 nt
Organism: Trematomus bernacchii (emerald rockcod)
Lineage: Eukaryota; Metazoa; Chordata; Actinopteri; Perciformes; Nototheniidae
Gene: smc3
Product: structural maintenance of chromosomes 3
Exons: 29
Coding region: 164-3817 (1217 amino acids)
Biological process (GO): mitotic sister chromatid cohesion
Cellular component (GO): chromosome
Molecular function (GO): ATP hydrolysis activity; cohesin loader activity; protein binding
Source: RefSeq, a predicted model, not a curated record
CAUUUUCCAUGUUAUUCUCUUCUCCCUGUGUUUCACCAAUUUUGAAUGCAUCAAUUUCUUAUAAUUUGUUAAAUUUGGGUUUUUAACUUCCCGGCUUCUCCAGCUAAGUGCGGAGGGAGCUUAUCUCCGUAGUCAGCCAAGGAGCCGCCUUGUUCAGACAGCCAUGUACAUCAAACAGGUCAUCAUCCAGGGGUUCCGAAGUUACAGGGACCAGACUGUGGUGGACCCCUUCAGCCCAAAACACAAUGUCAUCGUGGGAAGAAAUGGAUCAGGAAAAAGUAACUUUUUCUAUGCCAUCCAGUUUGUGCUCAGUGAUGAGUUCAGCCACCUGCGACCUGAACAGCGCCUGGCCCUGCUCCACGAGGGAACUGGUCCUCGUGUCAUUUCGGCUUUUGUGGAGAUUAUAUUUGACAACUCUGACAACCGGCUGCCGAUCGACAAAGAGGAAGUCUCCCUCCGGCGUGUCAUUGGCGCAAAGAAGGACCAGUACUUCUUAGACAAGAAGAUGGUGACUAAGAACGACGUCAUGAACCUUCUGGAGAGUGCCGGCUUCUCUCGCAGCAACCCCUACUACAUCGUCAAGCAGGGAAAGAUCAACCAAAUGGCCACAGCUCCUGACUCCCAGCGUCUGAAGCUUCUGAGAGAGGUGGCGGGAACACGAGUGUACGAUGAGCGCAAAGAGGAGAGUAUUUCUCUCAUGAAGGAGACAGAGGGGAAGCGAGAGAAAAUCAAUGAGCUGUUGAAGUACAUCGAGGAGCGUCUGCACACCCUGGAGGAUGAGAAGGAGGAGCUGGCUCAGUACCAGAAGUGGGACAAGAUGAGAAGAGCCCUUGAGUACACCAUCUACAACCAGGAGCUGAACGAGACCCGCGCCAAGCUGGACGAGCUGUCCAGCAAGAGAGAGACCUGUGGAGACAAAUCCAGACAGCUGCGUGAUGCUCAGCAAGAUGCCCGCGACAAAGUAGAGGAGACGGAGCGUGUGGUGCGAGAGCUGAAGUCCAAGAUCUCUGCCGGGAAGGAGGAGCGUGAGCAGCUGGGGGCCGAGCGCCAGGAGCAGAUCAAGCAGAGGACCAAACUGGAGCUGAAGACCAAGGACCUGCAGGACGAGCUGGCAGGCAACAGCGAACAGAGGAAACGCCUGCUGAAGGAGCGUCAGAAGCUUCUGGAGAAAAUCGAGGAGAAGCAAAAUGAGUUGCAGGAGACUGAACCCAAAUUCAACAUGGUGAAGGAGAAAGAGGAGCGGGGCAUAUCCAGACUGGCCCAGGCGACCCAGGAGAGGACAGACCUGUACGCCAAGCAGGGCCGAGGCAGCCAGUUCACCUCCAAGGAGGAGAGGGACAAGUGGAUCAAGAAGGAGCUGAAGUCUCUGGACCAGGCCAUCAACGACAAAAAGAGGCAGAUCGCAGCCAUCAACAAAGACCUGGAGGACACGGAGACCAACAAGGAGAAGAACCUCGAGCAGUACACUAAACUCGAUCAAGAUCUUAAUGAGGUGAAGACCCGCGUUGAGGAACUGGACAAAAAAUAUUACGAGGUGAAGAACAGGAAGGAUGAGCUGCAGAGCGAAAGAAACUACCUGUGGCGGGAGGAGAACGCAGAGCAGCAGGCCCUGGCCGCCAAACGAGAAGAGCUGGAGAAGAAGCAGCAGCUCCUCCGAGCGGCCACCGGCAAGUCUAUUCUGAACGGCAGUGACAGCAUCAACAAAGUCCUUGAGCAUUUCCGUCGCAAGGGUAUCAACCAGCAUGUCAUCAGUGGUUACCAUGGCAUCGUCAUGAAUAACUUUGAGUGUGAGCCCGCCUUUUAUACCUGUGUCGAGGUGACUGCUGGAACCAGACUGUUCUAUCACAUUGUGGAGACUGACGAGGUCAGCACCAAAAUACUGAUGGAGUUCAACAAAAUGAACCUGCCUGGAGAAGUCACAUUCCUGCCCCUGACCAAGCUGGACGUCAGGGACACCGCCUACCCAGAGACAAACGAUGCUAUUCCCAUGAUCAGCAAGCUGCGCUACAGCAACACCUUCGACAAGGCCUUCAAGCACGUGUUCGGGAAGACUCUGAUCUGUCGCAGCAUGGAAGUCUCCACCCAGCUGGCCAGAGCCUUCACCAUGGACUGUAUCACUCUGGAGGGUGACCAGGUGAGUCACCGCGGAGCUCUGACCGGAGGCUACUACGACACCAGGAAGUCUCGCCUGGAGCUGCAGAAAGACAUGAGGAAGGCCGAGGAGGAGCUGGGGGAGCUGGAGGCCAAGCUCAACGAGAACCUGCGCAGGAACAUCGAACGUAUCAACAAUGAGAUCGACCAGCUGAUGAACCAGAUGCAGCAGAUCGAGACUCAGCAGAGGAAGUUUAAGGCGUCCAGAGACAGUAUUCUGUCUGAGAUGAAGAUGCUAAAGGAGAAGAGGCAGCAGUCAGAGAAGACCUUCAUGCCCAAGCAACGCAGCCUGCAGAGUCUGGAGGCCAGCCUCCACGCCAUGGAGUCCACCAGGGAGUCACUGAAGGCCGAGCUCGGCACAGACCUGCUCUCUCAGCUCAGCCUGGACGACCAGAGGCGCGUGGAUGCCCUCAACGACGAGAUCCGCCAGCUUCAGCAGGACAACAGACAGUUGUUGAAUGAGAGGAUUAAGCUGGAGGGCAUAAUGACCAGAGUGGAAACGUAUCUCAACGAGAACUUACGGAAGCGUCUUGACCAAGUGGAGCAGGAGCUGAACGAGCUGCGAGAGACUGAGGGAGGCACCGUGCUCACAGCCACCACGUCUGAGCUGGACGGCAUCAACAAACGUGUCAAAGAGACUCUGUCACGAUCAGAAGAUCUUGAUCUUCUGAUCGACAAGAUCGAGGUCGAGAUCAAGGACCACAUAAGGAGCAUGGAGCGCUGGAAGAACAUCGAGAAGGAGCAGAAUGACGCCAUCAACAGCGACACCAAGGAGCUGGAGAAGAUGACCAACAGGCAGGGCAUGCUGCUCAAGAAGAAAGAGGAGUGCAUGAAGAAGAUCCGAGAGCUCGGCUCGCUGCCUCAGGAGGCCUUCGAGAAGUACCAGACCCUCACACUCAAACAGUUGUUCCGUAAACUGGAGCAGUGCAACACAGAGCUGAAGAAGUACAGCCACGUCAACAAGAAAGCUCUGGAUCAGUUUGUGAACUUCUCUGAGCAGAAGGAAAAGCUCAUCAAGCGCCAGGAGGAGUUGGACCGCGGUCACAAAUCCAUCAUGGAGCUCAUGAACGUCCUGGAGCUGCGCAAGUACGAGGCCAUCCAGCUCACCUUCAAACAGGUGUCGAAGAACUUCAGUGAGGUUUUCCUGAAGCUGGUGCCCGGAGGCAAAGCCACGCUGGUGAUGAAGAAGGGCGAUGCUGAAGGCAGCCAGUCUCAGGACGAGGGUGAGGGCGGGGCAGACGGUGAGAAGGGCUCAGGCUCCCAGAGCAGCGUUCCUUCAGUGGACCAGUUCACCGGAGUGGGCAUCAGGGUGUCAUUCACAGGGAAGCAGGGGGAGAUGAGAGAGAUGCAGCAGCUGUCUGGAGGUCAGAAGUCUCUGGUGGCUCUGGCCCUGAUCUUUGCCAUCCAGAAGUGCGACCCCGCUCCCUUCUACCUGUUCGAUGAGAUCGACCAGGCCCUCGACGCCCAGCACAGGAAGGCUGUCUCAGACAUGAUCGUGGAGCUGGCCGGCCACGCCCAGUUCAUCACCACCACCUUCAGGCCCGAGCUGCUCGAGUCCGCUGACAAGUUCUACGGAGUCAAAUUCAGAAACAAGGUGAGUCACAUCGAUGUGAUCACAGCGGAGCAGGCCAAAGACUUUGUGGAGGAUGACACCACCCAUGGUUAAAAGCCCUCAACUCUUCCUCCUCCUCGGCCUCGACAGUGCACUGUGAAGCUUGAAGCCUUCAGAAAUAUCUUGCUCUAUACACCAGCCUCUUUUUGGCUUUCUGUU